Messenger RNA from Trachemys scripta elegans, 4442 nucleotides. It is a transcript of the gene ADAMTS17, whose product is annotated as ADAM metallopeptidase with thrombospondin type 1 motif 17. The record is from RefSeq and is a predicted model, not a curated record. NCBI's taxonomy places the organism in Eukaryota, Metazoa, Chordata, Testudines, Emydidae. Gene Ontology annotation, biological process: proteolysis; extracellular matrix organization. Gene Ontology annotation, cellular component: extracellular matrix. Gene Ontology annotation, molecular function: metalloendopeptidase activity.
AUUGCUGCCGCCGCCACCAGCCCUUCGCCUCCUCCUCUUCUGCACUGCACAGACCAGUCGCUGGGGCCCCUCCACUGCAAUAAAAUGUUUGACGGCUCCCUCCUGCCUCUCUUAUUUCCUUUCCUGCUGCUCUGGGGACUGGACACCACCGCAGCCGGCGGCGCGGAGCUGGAAGUGGCCAUCCCGCAGCGAGUGGCGCUGGAGAAGAUCCACCUGCUGCAGCCGGCCGGGGCCGGGCACGGGAGCAGCCCCCGCCGCCGGCGCUCGCCGCCCGAGGAGGAGGCCGUGCUGCUCCGCCUGCCGGCCUCCGGCCGGGAGCUCUACCUGCACCUCCGGCGGGACCUGCACUUCCUCGCGCGGGGCUUCGCGGUGGAGGAGCCGGGAGAGGCCCCGGCCCGCAGCCGCCCCCCGGCCGAGCAGCUCUGCUUCUACACGGGACACGUGCUGAACCGCAGCGACUCCUUCGCCUCCGUCAGCACCUGCGCCGGGCUGAUUGGCUAUAUCCAGAUUGGAACAGAACAGCUGCUAAUACAACCUGUAAAUAUCUCGGAGACCUCAUUCAGUGGAAGAGAGCAUUUCAUCAGGCACAAACGAUCCUCAAAAUCCACCUAUCCUGCUAAGGCCCAGGUCCCUGCCGAGCACUGCAAAGUCAUAUCAGAAAAGAAGAGACAAAAGAAGAUGAAACCAGUGAAUGACUGGAGAGAGCGAAGAAAUGCCAUCCGACUCACCAAUGAGUAUACAGUAGAAACCCUGGUAGUGGCUGAUGCUGAUAUGGUGCAAUACCAUGGUGCUGAGGCAGCCCAAAGGUUCAUCCUCACCGUUAUGAACAUGGUGUACAAUAUGUUUCAGCACCAGAGCCUUGGAAUUAAAGUCCGCAUUCGAGUGACCAAGCUAGUUCUCCUUCGAAACCGUCCUGCAAAACUGUCCAUUGGGCACCAUGGAGAGAGGUCUCUGGAGAGUUUCUGUCACUGGCAAAAUGAAGAGUAUGGUGGAGCAAAGUAUCUUGGCAAUAAUCAGGUUCCUGGUGCAAGAGAUGAUACCCCUCCUGUGGACGCUGCUGUCUUUGUUACCAGGACAGAUUUCUGCGUACACAAAGAUGAACCCUGUGACACAGUGGGGAUCGCUUACCUGGGAGGUGUCUGCAGUGCCAAGAGGAAGUGUGUGCUUGCUGAAGACAAUGGCCUUAAUCUGGCAUUUACCAUAGCACAUGAACUGGGGCACAACAUGGGGAUGAGCCAUGACGAUGAUCAUUUGUCCUGCGCAGGAAGAUCUCACAUAAUGUCUGGAGAAUGGGUGAAGGGCAGGAACCCUAGUGACCUUUCUUGGUCUUCCUGCAGCCGUGACGACCUUGAAAACUUCCUAAAGUCCAAGGUGAGCACCUGUUUGCUGGUAACAGACCCCCGAAGCCAGUAUGCCGUGCGGCUUCCUCAAAAGCUGCCAGGGAUGCACUACAGCGCUGAUGAACAGUGCCAGAUCCUAUUCGGGACCAAUGCCACUUUCUGUAAGAAUAUGGAGCAUUUGAUGUGUGCUGGGCUGUGGUGCUUGGUGGAAGGAGACACAUCUUGUAAAACCAAGCUGGACCCCCCCCUGGAUGGCACAGAAUGUGGCGCAGACAAGUGGUGCCGAGCUGGGGAAUGCGUCAGUAAAACUCCCAUUCCUGAGCACGUCGAUGGAGACUGGAGCAUGUGGAGUCAAUGGAGCAUGUGCAGCCGGACAUGUGGCACCGGUGCCCGAUUCAGACAGCGGAAAUGCGACAAUCCCCCCCCUGGGCCAGGAGGCAAGAACUGCCGGGGAGCCAGUGUGGAACACACAGUUUGUGAAAAUUUACCCUGCCCUAAAGGAGCGCCUAGCUUCAGGGACCAGCAAUGCCAGUCUCAUGACAGAUAUACCAACAAGAAGAAAAGCCUCUUGACAGCUGUCAUCAUUGAUGAUAAGCCGUGUGAACUCUUCUGCUCUCCUCUGGGGAAGGAGUCCCCUGCGUUGGUGGCAGACAGGGUUCUUGAUGGUACUCCAUGUGGGCCUUAUGAGACUGACCUCUGCGUACAUGGCAAGUGCCAGAAAAUCGGCUGCGAUGGGAUCAUUGGCUCAGCUGCCAAAGAGGAUCGUUGUGGAAUCUGCAAUGGAGAUGGCAAAACCUGUAAAGUGGUGAAAGGAGACUUCAACCACACCAAGGGGAUGGUAACCAAUAGUCAUUGUAAGAAGGUUUCCACGUGUGUGAUGGCAAAGGCAAAGGCUGUUCCCAAGUGUUUCUCCUGUUAUAUUGAAGCAGCUGUGAUCCCUGCGGGUGCUCGACGGAUCCGAGUGGUGGAGGAUAAACCUGCCCACAGUUUUCUGGCUUUAAAAGAUUCCAGUAAGAGAUCCAUUAACAGCGACUGGAAAAUUGAGCUUCCUGGUGAGUUUCAGAUCGCAGGCACUACUGUCCGGUACGUGCGAAGGGGUCUAUGGGAGAAAAUGUCUGCCAAAGGACCAACUAAAAUACCACUGCACUUGAUGGUGCUGUUAUUUCAUGACCAGAAUUAUGGAAUUCAUUACGAAUACACCAUUCCUGUCAACUAUACCGCCGAAAACAGAAGCGAGCCAGAAAAACAACAGGAUUCUUUGUACAUCUGGACACACAGCGGAUGGGAAGGAUGCAGUGUGCAGUGUGGAGGAGGUGGGUGACAGGCCAUUGGAGUUCUUGCUCUGCGACCUGCGAGAAAGGCAUCCAGUACCGGGAAGUGACUUGUGUUUAUCAGUUGCAGAAUGGCACCUAUGUUAACACCAGAGACCUCUACUGCCUGGGCAACAAACCCACGCCAAUACAAAGCUGUGAAGGCCAGGACUGCCUUUCUAUCUGGGAGGCUUCAGAAUGGUCAAAGUGCUCAGCAGAUUGCGGCAGGGGAAUCCAGAAGAGAACAGUAAUGUGCACGAAUUCUCAAGGGAAAUGCGAUGCAGCCACCAGGCCAAGGGACGAGGAAGAGUGUGAGGAUCACACAGGCUGUUAUGAGUGGAAAACAGGGGAUUGGUCUAAGUGCUCCUCAACCUGCGGGAAGGGCCUCCAGUCACGUGUGGUGCAGUGUAUGCACAAAGUCACCGGCCGCCAUGGCAACGAGUGCCCUGUCCUAUCCAAGCCAGCAGCCUACAGGCAGUGUCACCAAGAGGUCUGCAAUGAGAAGAUAAAUGUCAACACAAUUACCUCGCCCAGACUUGCUGCUCUCACAUAUAAGUGUACAGGGGACCAGUGGACAGUGUACUGCAGGGUGAUCCGUGAGAAGAACCUGUGCCAAGACAUGAGAUGGUAUCAGCGCUGCUGCCAGACAUGCAGAGACUUUUACGCAAACAAGAUGCAGCAGAAGAGUUAAUGAAUUGGUGCUGCUGCUUAGGGUAUUACAGCUAUUUCUAUGUAAAUCACGAACGAGCAGCUCUGAGUACUGGAACUUAAUGAGUUGCUACGAUGUGGUGGAUUCCAAAGCAUACCUAAUAAGACUUGAAACUAAUUCUGCAGACUGGAUGUACCAAAAUAAUCCACUCAUCCACCUUAAAAAAGAGUCAUCUCAAGGAGCCAAUCAUGUAGAAUUUUAUUGUGUUUUGACAUCAUUACAUUUUUCAUUAAUGCUUUUUACUUUAAUAUAUUAUUACCAGCCACUGGAUGGCUUGCUACCAUUUAAAAAGAAAAAAAAAAGACAAGAGUUGCAACGUGAUUAAAUUGACUAAAGUCAUGUGUACCUCAGUGGGAGAAAGCCUCUGGCAAAUAACUCAGCAAACGUGCAGACAUUACUUAAUGCUUCAACCUUGGCUUCCAUCUGAUGCUCUUAAUUCCCAACAGUCAGCAUGCUGUGGGGUGGGCUUGGAGGGACACACACAAAUGAAAUGCUUAAUUUAAAAGGGGGAUUUGCUAUAAAAGCUUGUGAAAACGGAUAGCAGAGGAUGGAUGUCUGAAAUUUCUGCAGAAAGCUCAGCACAGUUUUAUCCAACAUUCCAUUUAAUGUAAUUUAAAAAAAAAACACUAAUUGGGAAUUCCUUCUCCUGUCUGGUUCUGAAAACAUAUCCCCCUCUCUCUAUUUAAAAACACAUGUGUUUUCUUUUAUGAUGCCUUAUUCUCCUCAACGAGUUUAAAGAAAUGGAAGCUAAUUAACCCAGGAGCAGACAGUUAAUUUUAAGCCAGAACCACUUGCAUGAGAUGGAAGUAGCAGGAAAUCAUUUCAAUAUAUACGGUUUGUUGGGGAGGGGUUGUUUAACCUCAUCUUUCCAAUUUUUGGAAUUCAAUCUGAUAAUGAGACUGAAUGCUAUUUCUUAAGGGUAUUGUGAAACCAACUAGGGUUGGCACAUACCCGAAACAGAGACCAGAACAGCAUUUGCAGGAAGGGUAACUUAGAGACCAAGCAGAUCUUUCCCCUCUCUAGGGGCUGGUCUACACUGGGGGGGGGGAUCGGUCUAAGAUACGCAACUUCAGCUACAUGAAU